Molecule: messenger RNA, 3222 nt
Organism: Anopheles marshallii
Lineage: Eukaryota; Metazoa; Arthropoda; Insecta; Diptera; Culicidae
Product: cGMP-dependent protein kinase, isozyme 1
Exons: 9
Coding region: 1-3222 (1073 amino acids)
Biological process (GO): protein phosphorylation
Molecular function (GO): ATP binding; cGMP-dependent protein kinase activity
Source: RefSeq, a predicted model, not a curated record
AUGGCAUGCUUUGCGAAGAUCUUUGGUAGAAAGCACGGUUCGUUCAAUCUGCCCGGUGCCGGGACGGGCGAUGGUGAAGUUGUGGCUACACGUGUAACACGGCGGAUCUACGACGAGGAGCUUAAUCAAACGAUACCGCCAGUAAACCGAACCAAUGGAUACAUCGGAUUGGAAAAGGUACAGCCACCGUCACAGCCAACUCCACCACCAUCGGCAGCAGCAGCAGCAGCACUGCAAUCCACCACCGUGGUUCCGGCACAGGCGGUGGUCAAAUCAAACGAACGUGAGUCAGGGCUGGGAUCGUUGGAUGAACAAUUAAACAUAACAAGCAUCGCUACCACAAACGACACUAAUCGCGAGCCCGAUCCUUUCGGUCCACCAGAGGAACAGUGGAGCGUACAGGUGGAUGCAGACCCACGGACAGUACCCACGGUCGUUGUACCGGCGGCACCGACAGUCGAGCGACGAGCAUCGAGGCCGCGGGAUUCCGAAAAGGCCAAAAUAAGCUGCAGUUCCCGAGAGACUUCCACAAUAGAACCACCAUCCAGGCAGGGCCAGCAGCAACUGCUGAAGGAUCUGCUGCAGAACAAAAUUCUGCACAUGCUGGCACUGCAGUCGAAGGGCUACAAACAGUUGACGAAGAGUGAACGGUCAACGUUGGUCCAAUUGGAGAAGGAAAUACAAGAGCUUCAGGAGAAGAGUAAACCCUCCGAACCGACGGUACAACGCACUAGUGAACCAAAGCGGACAGAAGAACGAACGGUUGAUCAGAACCGCAACAGUGUUAGCUCGUACGAAACGAAUCUCCCACCAUCGGUGAAAGCACCGGUAAUCGAGCCACCAGUUCCGAAAAGUGACAAGCCCACGCCGGGCAAUCACACCGAGGAACAUCUGCAGGACGGAGAGAUGUCCGAUUACGAUGUGAUCCCGAUGCAGAAGUCAACCGAAGACGUCGUCCCGGAAGCACCAAGUUCGGAGGAUGACAGAUCGACAGUGGUGCCGCCCGAUUUACCACCUCGUUUGAGCAGGGUAAACCUGCUGGAGGAAGCCGACGAUACGUCGCAAGAUGAGGAACCAACACCACCGAAGCUACCACCACCCAGGAGUCAACUCGAACAGAACCUCGUCGACGAGGUGUUGACCAGAUCGUUGCAGGAAACAAUAUCUCGUCAAACUCUAAACGCACGAGAAGAAGAGAAGGAAAUUCCACUUCCAACAGUGCCGCCACCAUCGCGGGAACCUCCACCAGUUCCCACAUCGCAACAUUCCGAUCAACCGAUGGAUGAAGAUCUUCAAGCUCCCCCCAGAAAAGAGAUGCUGCUGCGCAAGGUUUCAUCUCAGCGAUCGCUGAUAGAGGAGCUGGACAAUACGACCGGUACGCUGAAGAAAACGCGCAAACAGGGCGUCGUGUCGGACAAAACUGAUCUGAAGGAAUCGAAAGAUAUCGUCAUUCCGACGCACCCGAAGAGCCCCGACACGGAGCUGCUGAUCAAGACGGCGAUCGUGGCGAACGACUUCCUGAACAACAUGAUGGACGAAGAGCGGUUACAGGCCGUUACCGCUGCCAUGAGCUCGAUGACCUUCCCGCCGAACAGCUACAUCAUCAAGGAGGGUGACAUCGGGGCACACUUCUUCGUGUCGGAGGAGGGCACCUACGAGGUGGUGGUGGACAAUAAGGUGAUUAAAUCGUUUGGCCGUGGGGUCGUGUUCGGCGAGUUGGCGAUCCUGUACAAAGCGAAACGGUUCGCUUCGAUCCGUGUAACGACGGGCGCACGCGUUUGGUUGCUGGAGCGUAAGGUGUUUCAGAAAAUCAUGAUGAAAAGUGGUCGAAAAGAGCGGGAAGAGAAUGUCCGCUUCCUGAGCACGGUGUCCGUGCUGAAGGAUCUGGAGAUAGAGAAGCUGCACAAAAUAUCCGAUCUCCUUAAACGGGAGUUCUAUGCGACUGGUUCGACCAUCAUCCAGCAGGGCGAUCCGGGCGACAAGUUCUACAUCAUACGUGGUGGCAGCGUGAACGUGAUUAAAACCGAUAAAAAAGGCAAUGACCGGCUGGUGGGAACGCUGCAACGCGGGGCAUACUUCGGGGAGCAGGCUCUCCUGCACGAGGAUCGCCGCCUCGCCAGCAUCAUUGCGAACCCACCGGGAACCGAAUGUCUAACGUUAAAUCGCAUUGCAUUCAACGAGUUCCUGGGCGGAUUGGAUAAGCUGCGUGAGGUGAAGCUCUCCGACACGAUACCACGCAGCUCGACGAUGACAAAUAUUGUCUCAGAGUACGACCACAUCCAGCUGCAUGACUUAACGUACAUCGGGACGCUCGGCAUCGGUGGUUUCGGACGGGUGGAGCUGGUACAGUACAAAACCCACCAAACGUUCGCCCUGAAGUAUCUGAAAAAGAUCGAAAUGGUACGGCAACAGCAGCAGGAGCACGCCUACAGCGAAAAGGACAUCAUGCUAAGCUGCAACAGUCCGUUCAUCGUACGCCUGUACAAAACGUACCGUGAUAAGAAGUAUCUCUACUUCCUGAUGGAGGCUUGCCUCGGCGGUGAUGUCUGGACGGUACUGCAGAAGAGCAAAUUCUUCGACGAGCGUACGGCGCGCUUCAUUACCGGCUGCGUCGUGGAAGCGUUCGAGUAUCUGCACAGCCGGAACAUGAUCUACCGUGACUUGAAGCCGGAGAACUUAAUGCUGGACGAGAAGGGUUACAUCAAGCUGGUUGAUUUCGGGUUCGCCAAGCGCAUCGGACCGAAUCAGAAGACGUGGACGUUCGCCGGUACGCCCGAGUACGUGUCGCCGGAAAUCAUCCUCAACAAGGGUCACGACCGUGCCGUCGACUAUUGGGCGCUGGGCGUGCUGAUACACGAGCUGCUGGUCGGGAAGCCACCGUUCCGUGGCAAGAAUCACAUGAAAACGUACAACGCCAUCCUGCGCGGCAUCGACAUCAUCGAGCUGCCGUCUCGUGUGCCCAAGAAGGCACAGGUCCUGAUCAAGCGUCUCUGCAGACAGACGGCCGCCGAACGGCUCGGCUACGGCAAGAACGGUAUUGCCGACAUCAAGAACCAUCCCUGGUUCGGUAGCUUCGAAUGGCAACGGUUGAAGGAGCGGACGAUGCCGGCCCCACUCAUCCGACCCAUCGUGUCCGAUCUCGAUCUGUCCAACUUUGACGAGUACCCGAAAGAUCAGGACGAACCACCGGACGAAACGUCGGGAUGGGAUAUUAAUUUUUAA